CACGCCUCCACAUAUCUUUUCUUUAGCUUUUGAUCCGUUACAUUGCGGGUUAGUUUGAACUCUCUGACUGUUGAGGAGAGUUGAUAUAUCUUUUUAUCCAACCAUGGGGGACAUCGAGACUCCCAGCUCGACUCACCCGCGCCAGACUGUCCUGCUGUCGGUCCUCCCGAGCAAAGAGUUCGCCUCCUCAAGGAAAGGAAUGCUGCUUAUUGCUGAAGUGGCGCUGUCCUUUGUUUCAUUUAUCUGUUUCGCGGCAUCCACAGCAGCAGCCUUUGUGACAUUUCCCCUGCUGGAGUUCCUCACUGCUCUCUUCUUGUUGUUCGCCUACUCCAUCAAAUUCAAUGAGAGGUUUAAAGGCUUCCUCUGGCCUCUUAUGGAUUUCUUGAGAUGUGUGACUGCCUCCAUUAUUUUCUUCAUCAUCUCCAUAAUGUCAGUAUCCAAAUAUGUGGACGCUGCCUCUAAGGCUGCUGGGAUAUUUGGGUUCAUUGCCACCAUCGUCUUUGCUUUAGAUUUUUACCUCAUUUUUAAUGAGCUGGCCACUUUCCUGAAGCAAGGAGGAGGGGAGACCAAUGAGGAGCCAUCGAGACAGCAAGGUGAGUUUUCAGACUCUGACUCGGACUGAGAACACGGACCACCAGCAGGUCUUCACCAGCAUGUUAGAUCGUCACAUAAGGGUCACAUUGAUUGUAAACUAAGUGAAUUAAUUGGUGGAUUGGGGACUUUCUCCAUAAAGUAUUUGGUCUUCUGUGAGGUGAAACGGACCCUCUCUUCUUCCCACUUUGAAUUCUCCUGUUGAGCGUUCACAGGUGGAAAUGUAUUUCACACAUUAAUCAUCAUUCAAAUUCAGAAAAUGUCUAAACUGAUGUGUCAAAUCUGUGUUCUUUUUUUUAAAUGACUAAUUUACAUGUAGUUGUUUCAUGCCUUAACACAAACCCAGUGUCUAGACGAUUUAGAAAAAAAUACCUGAUACUUAAAUAAUCAUUAAGCUGUGAAAUUGUUUGAAGAUACUGAGUUUCAAGAGCCUUUUGUACAAUCUGCAUGUAGAAGCAUACGUCUUAAUCUGGAAUAUCAAUUAGUAUUGACUUUUAGGUAUUUACAGUGUCCCUAUUUACAGACAUACUGUAUCCAACAACACUAAAUUGCUGUCCUUAGUGAAUCAAUGUUUAUGAAUACUAAUAGUGAAGAAGGUAAGUGCAGCAUUAUCAUCAUUUAUACAUUUACAGUAUUGCUAUAAAAACACAUAUGUACAGUUUAAAGAAGAAACGAUUGGUUUGAGGCUGGCUGGUUACAACCUCUGUCGAAUUUUUAACAGAGUGAAUUUUCUAUAAAUUGAAGAAAAUGUUUGCUUAUCUUCUUUACAAUUGAAAUGUUGGAUCAACUGAGUUCCUAUAGUGUGUUGUACUGCAUAAGCUCUUCUUUCUGGGUCCUUAUAUGGUUUACAUGUCCCACAACUUUUGUUUAGAGUUGCCAUGAAUGAAAGCUAUAAACACAUUUUCAAACCUGUUCAAAAAUAGAGAGGCUCUGCUCUAAUGUUUCCGUUUGUCUACUGUAUGUGCUUCGUACAACCUGUGUGUGUAAAUGACACUUCAUGCAUUAUUAUUUUUGUUAAAUGCUUAAUAUGUGAUUUGUUUUUGUUUGUAUCGAAAGCAUAUUUUCUUAUGUUGGUUAUGCAUUUUUUUUUUUUGCUUGCAAGUCUGAUUUUUCAGUAUUUCCAGAAACAUUACUGAAGAAUUAGAUGCACUAGAAAGCCACAGUGACUAUAUGUAAUAUACACUGCACUGCACUAGUGUUAUUAACAGCACUGUGAAUUUAAAGCAGAUGAAUCAGAGGCCUUUCACUUCCCUGAGGAAGUCUAACUGUUGCGAAAUUGGCUCAAUAAAGUUAAAAGAUAUUCUAAAGUUG
This is a messenger RNA of Trematomus bernacchii (emerald rockcod), 1902 nucleotides long. RefSeq names its product CKLF-like MARVEL transmembrane domain containing 3 (gene cmtm3). Lineage: Eukaryota; Metazoa; Chordata; Actinopteri; Perciformes; Nototheniidae. The transcript is spliced from 5 exons. The coding region runs from base 104 to 622 and encodes 172 amino acids. The record is from RefSeq and is a predicted model, not a curated record. Gene Ontology annotation, cellular component: membrane.